AUGUCCCCUGAAGCGGCAACCGGCGACACCUCGAACCCACGAGAUCUCCGUUCCGCCGUCUUACAAACCACACUGCAGGAGAUAUCCUCGCGACCGGCCGACCUCCAAGACUGCUGCGUCAUCUGCCUGGAAGAGAUCACCGAAGGUUGCGAGACGCAACCGUGCCACCAUCGCAAUUUCGACUACCUCUGCCUCAUAACAUGGCUUGAGCAACAGACAGCAUGCCCGCUGUGUAAGACAGAAAUCAAGGAGGUUCGCUACGAUUUCAGCGACGACCGAAAACGAUGGAAGACAUUUGAGGUACCAGAGCGGCCACAGAACAAGGCCAACGCUGCAGGAGCUUCUCCGCCGAGCCAACAACCGAGGCGAUACUACUCCCAGACACGCCCACGACACCCACGGCCUCAUGCGCACGCAAGUCGGGCUUUCACCCCUUCUCAGGAUGGAGCGAUUGCCCGCCGGAGGGCCGUCUAUCGAAACCAGUUAUACUCGCUACAUGUCGGCUCGAACCGGAUCUCGAGAUACAGAGACCUGACGCCGCAAAUUUUCGCGUCCGAUACGGAACUUGUCUCCCGCGCGCGCACUUUUCUCCGUCGAGAGCUGCAGGUCUUCGAGUUCCUCUCCCCGGAUAUCGACGCGCGGCCCCAGGAUGCCGACCCUGUUCGACGACGGAGAGCAAACAAUGCCGAAUUUCUCCUUGAAUACAUCGUUGCGAUCCUUAAAACCGUCGAUAUGCAGGGCAGCAUGGGCCAGGCCGAGGAGCUGAUCCAGGAGUUUUUGGGAAGAGAGAACACGCGACUCUUGCUUCAUGAGCUCAGGGCGUGGUUGCGGAGUCCCUACAUGUCGCUAGAGAGCUGGGACCGCGCUGUGCAGUAUCCAGAUGUUGUCCCUAAACGGCGGCGAUCUCAAAGCCCCGGCGCAAGCAACCGCGCAGAAACUUCGGGUGGUGCCGACGGGAUCUAUCCCUCGAGUUGGAGGAGAGACGAGCGACGCAGGUACCGGCGCGAGCCCUACGAGUCACGUCGUUCACGAAAUGAUGAGAGAUUACGAGAGGCGACGGAGCGAUACACAGUUGACUAA
Molecule: messenger RNA, 1080 nt
Organism: Colletotrichum higginsianum IMI 349063
Lineage: Eukaryota; Fungi; Ascomycota; Sordariomycetes; Glomerellales; Glomerellaceae
Product: Ring finger domain protein
Exons: 1
Coding region: 1-1080 (359 amino acids)
Biological process (GO): protein polyubiquitination; protein monoubiquitination
Molecular function (GO): ubiquitin protein ligase activity
Source: RefSeq, a predicted model, not a curated record